AUGCAAAAAAUUCUCUACUAAGUCCAUGAACAAACAAAAACAACCAUAUCUACAAACGAACAAAGUAAAAGCAAAAGGCAAAGUGGUCUGCUUAAUCAUCUUUACCUUUAACUUUAACCUAUCUGCAAUAUAAUGUUUAUUUAAUGCUUCUUUUUCUUCCACAACCCAACACAAAACAUAACCUUUACCAGAACAUGUUCAUUCUUUUAUGCAACGUAUAUAUAUAACAAUCCCAAAAAGAAACCAUUCUCAACAAACAACACAUACACAAAAUCUCAAACAAACAACACACAAAAAAUGGAGAUAUUAUCACAAAUGUGGUCUUUGUUAGGGUUACUUACAGUGCUCCAAAACGUGCUUCCAUCACAGCUUCUCUCUGUGCUUCAUUCACUCUACGAAUCACUUCAAGAUUUGCUUUCUCCAUAUUCCUAUUUCGAAAUCCCCGAAUUCAACGGCUACUGCGGCGUAGAACUCAACGACCUCUACCGUCACGUCCACCUCUACCUCAACGCCGUCAACCACUCCACAUCCUCCGCGUGCCGUCGUCUCACCCUCUCACGCUCCCCUUCCUCCAACCGCAUCUCCUUCGCCGUAGCCCCAAACCACACCGUCCACGACACCUUCAACAACCACCGCCUCUCCUGGACACACCACGUUGACGCCGUACAGGACUCCCUAGAAGAAAAACGCAGCUUCACUCUCCGUUUCCCAAAGCGCCACCGCCACGCGCUCCUCUCGUCUUACCUCUCCCACAUCACCUCACGCGCCGAAGAGUUCGAGCGCGUCUCACGCGAACGGAGACUCUUCACCAACAACAACGGAACCGGUUCGUUUGAAUCCGGUUGGGUUUCCGUUCCGUUUCGCCACCCUUCCACCUUCGAAACCCUAGCAUUGGAGCCAGAUCUGAAGAAACAAAUCAAGGACGAUUUAACCGCUUUUGCUUCGGGUAAAGAGUUUUACCACCGGGUCGGGAGAGCGUGGAAGCGUGGGUACUUGCUCCACGGUCCACCCGGGUCGGGUAAAUCGAGCCUCAUUGCAGCAAUGGCGAAUUUUCUAUGCUACGAUGUGUACGAUUUGGAACUCACCAAAGUUUCUGAUAACUCAGAGCUUCGUUCGCUUUUGAUCCAAACGACGAAUCGUUCAAUUAUCGUGAUUGAAGACAUUGAUUGCUCUGUGGAUUUAACAGCAGAUAGAACCGCGAAGAAAAAUGCUUCAAAGUCUAAGAAACACAAAACGACAUCGUUUUCUGGUUCCAGUUCGGGUUUGGGUUGUGACGAAGGUAGUCGGGUCACGCUUUCGGGGCUCCUGAAUUUUACUGACGGGUUAUGGUCAUGUUGUGGAGAAGAGAGGUUAGUGGUUUUUACAACUAACCAUAGAGACAGUGUUGAUCCUGCGUUGGUUCGGUGUGGACGCAUGGACGUUCACGUGAGUUUAAGCACGUGCGGGGUGCAUGCGUUUAGGGAGUUAGCGAGAAACUACCUUGGGGUGGAGUCGCACGUUAUGUUUGAGGCGGUUGAGGGGUGUAUUCGUUCGGGUGGGUCCCUUACACCGGCGCAUGUGGGAGAGAUUUUGUUGAGGAAUAGGAAGGAUGCUGAUGUGGCAAUGAGGGAGUUGAUGUCUGUUAUGCAAGGGAGGAUGGUGGUUGCUGCGGCUGUUGGUGGUGGUGAUCAGACGGAUAAUGAGGAGGUGGGGGUGGUUGGAGCGAGGUCGCCGGAGAGUGUGCUGAUGAUGGGGUCGCCUGAGAAUUGGGACUCUUUGAGUGGGAAGAAAAGGAAGGAGCAGCAACAUGGGUCGAAUAACUUGGAUAAGAAGGUUAAGUUUUUUGUUAGGUUAAGGUCGUUGACCAAAUCUGAUUCUGGGAGAUAGUGUGCAUUUUAGAAGGAAAUUAAAUGCAAGUGUGUUAUGACAUGUGAUUUUUAUAUGAAACAUGUGGGUUUAGUGUUACAUUAUGUUGUAAAGGAUAUUGAUGUAUGAUUUGAUUCCUCUUUUUAUUUCUUUUGCUAUGUAUGUGUUGUUGAUUUGUCAACGAGUCUUAGAUAUUUAGUCACCAGCCAUAUUUUACUGAAUGCAACUGAGUAUUCUUGAAUUAAUUCAACGAUUAGAGAUGACACCGGGUCGGAUUGGGUGUGGGUUUCACACUAUCUAAAUCUGCACUCAAAAUUACCACUUGAACUUAAAUAUGAACUCAAAGGCUAUUCGGGUGGCAAAAUAGCAUUCACGCCCACAUCUA
Molecule: messenger RNA, 2230 nt
Organism: Vicia villosa (hairy vetch)
Lineage: Eukaryota; Viridiplantae; Streptophyta; Magnoliopsida; Fabales; Fabaceae
Product: AAA-ATPase At4g25835-like
Exons: 1
Coding region: 298-1866 (522 amino acids)
Molecular function (GO): ATP binding; ATP hydrolysis activity
Source: RefSeq, a predicted model, not a curated record